This is a messenger RNA of Thermothielavioides terrestris NRRL 8126, 2641 nucleotides long. RefSeq lists its product as uncharacterized. NCBI's taxonomy places the organism in Eukaryota, Fungi, Ascomycota, Sordariomycetes, Sordariales, Chaetomiaceae. The transcript is spliced from 3 exons. Gene Ontology annotation, molecular function: RNA polymerase II cis-regulatory region sequence-specific DNA binding; protein binding; DNA-binding transcription factor activity, RNA polymerase II-specific. Gene Ontology annotation, biological process: regulation of transcription by RNA polymerase II. The record is from RefSeq and is a predicted model, not a curated record. Bases 509 to 2467 code for a protein of 652 amino acids.
GUUCAUGAGUUCAUGACGAACAGAAGGCAAUCACGCUGCACGUGAAUCCCCGCUCAGCCCCACCACGGUUCGAGCAAUGCCAUUGGCCACUCCCCCCUCUGUUCCUGCCUCGCGCCUUUCAAGUCGCCAACGCGAAAAUCCUCGGGCAAGUCGUGUGUGUCAAUUAAACAAAUCCCUUUCCCUUCGCACCGGGUCGUGAGAAUCGCAUUGAUUGUUCGCCCUCGCUACUGCCUUGCCACUCAGAAAAUCACUGUCUUGACCGUGGCGUUUUGCAGCUUGCCGCUGUGUCUCAACCCAGUAUCUUCCUGCCUGGCGCCGGACAUUGUACAGGUGCACAUCCUUGGUGUCGCAUUCUUCGGUGGCAGGUUCGCUCCAGGCCAACUUGGAAUUCCGACCGAGCAGCCAACCUCGUUUCGCCGAACACAGCGCGCACCCAUAGCACUUCCAACCCCCGCCUUCUUUCCAGUUCUCUACCUCAUGGUUUAACCCGAAUCGCACAUCGAGCAAUAUGCCUACACCGCAGAAACGCGCGCAACGUGCGCGCCGCGAGUUGCGCAGCGAUGCGAUUGCUGCAUCGUCGUCACCAUCGCGCCCCUCAAAGCGGCGAAGAGUGAACGACGAUGCGCCCGCCGAGGCAGCCGAGACCUCGGAGCCUGUCGACGAAGGUGACUCCUCGAACGUUGCCGACCAGUCUGUGGUGGAAGAUGACGACCAGCUUGUCACACGGGUGACUCAGAGUCUGUUGGCUCCCGCCGUACCUGUGCAGGCGAGCAGAGAUCAUUCCAACAGCAUCCACGAGUCCAAUAAGGAAGGAGUCAAGGCAUAUGCGAAGAUUGCGGCCGUCGAUUGGACAUACUACAUCACGAACCUCGCCGUCAACAUCGGCCGGUCGUCCGAGCCCGCUCAGUCUCGCGCCGACCAGGCUCAUGACGAUCAUGUCGAUUCGGUGAACAUCGACCUGGGUCCCAGUAAGCUCAUCUCACGGCUUCAUGCCAUCAUCUUCUUCAACCGCGACCAGGAGAAGUGGUGGUUACUCGCGAAGGGUCGCAACGCGCUCAAGGUGGAUGGCACGCCGUGGAAAGCCGGCCAGAGCGGCCCCCUCCGGAGUGGCGAGGUUAUCGAGAUUGGCGGCGUCGAGAUGAUGUUUGUUCUUCCCACUGAGCUUAGCCCCCUCAAUAUUGCUCCGCAAUACCUCGAACGAGCGGGCAUUAUCAAGCCGGAGCCUGCGCCAGCUCCUGCGCGGCCGACGCGACAUCCCCUUCCAUCAGGCGAUGGCACCCACUCGAGUUCGCCGACUAAAUCUUCGCGGGGCCAAAACUCGUUGAAGCCGUUGGCCCCGGCCCAUCCCGACCACAAGCGCCCAGGUACUCCUCCAUCCGCCCGAGCUCGUGCUGCCGCGGCGACCAAGACCCCCGUUACCGAGCACGGAGCCGCCCCGGUAAUGAUGAGCCACAGUGAUGUGGAUCUGAGCCUGGAUGAGAAUCGGCAUAUCAAGCCUCAAUAUAGCUAUGCGCAGAUGAUCACGCAGGCCAUUAUAAACACUCCAGAUCAGAAGCUCAACCUAGCCGGUAUCUAUCACUAUAUUCAAUCGCGGUACGCCUACUAUCGGCACCAGCCCGCGAAUGGUUGGCAGAACUCGAUUCGCCACAACCUCUCGCUGAACAAGGCGUUCGAGAAGAUCGCGCGGUCGACAGACGAGCCUGGAAAAGGCAUGAAGUGGCAGCUCGUCUCCGACUCCCGCGAUGAAAUGGUCCGCGCCGCUUGGCGAGGGGGCCGCGGCGGGCACCGUGGUUCCUCCAACCCCUCAUCGCCAAGCCAGUUGAGCUACAUCACGUCGGGACCCAAGGACAUGGCCGCCAGGGACCCCAUGUCGGGACGCAAGCGAAAGGUGUCGCCAUCUGGGUCACCGCAACCCCGCUCGUCACUCAGGGACUCGCACUUGACCCCUGUGCGGCCGACUCGGAAACCGUUGCCCGACGAAGCCGGGGUCGGCACGGAUGACAGUCCGCUACCUCGCGCGCGGAAGCCAAACACGUCGAGCGCCCCAGGGCUGGCGGAGAAUGCACCGGGAUCACCAACCCUGACAUCGUCGUACCUGCAAGACGACAGCGCGUCGUUUGUCACACCAGCACCGCUUCGAGUGCACCCCAAGCUCGCUCCCCCGAGCACGGCGCAAAGGCCGAGCCAGCACAUGCCGACAAGCUCCCCAGCGCCGUUCUGGAAGUACGCCGACAUUGGGAGCACUCCGCUGAGGCCCCCUUUGACGUCUUUCGACCUCAGCCCGUCAAAGACGCCGAGUGGCGUUCCUAUCGGCAGCAGCAGUCCUCCGGCGGCGGCACAGAGCAAAUCGCCCGCGCGGAGCCCGACAAGGUCCACCAGCCGAGCGGCGGUUGAUGCCUCGCCGAGUCCGGCGGCGGAUGACGAGGAUCAUGGGUUCGAUUUGACGAAGUAUGUCACCCCAGCUUGAGAACAGAGGUGCCCCGGCCAAAUGAAAUGAAAACAACUGUUGGCUGACAAUGCCUUUAGAGGUUUCCAGAGCAUCGGGAGCUACCACGCCCCUGUUGCCCAGGGCAAGCAGGUGCAGCCCGCGUCGAACGGAGAGUUGGCCGCCAGCCGGUCUGCUUAAGACCGCCAAAACCAG